Messenger RNA from Cornus florida, 2979 nucleotides. RefSeq lists its product as uncharacterized. NCBI's taxonomy places the organism in Eukaryota, Viridiplantae, Streptophyta, Magnoliopsida, Cornales, Cornaceae. The record is from RefSeq and is a predicted model, not a curated record. The transcript is spliced from 5 exons. Bases 377 to 2665 code for a protein of 762 amino acids.
UGCGUAUAUAACGGACAACAGUGCAUAACCGAAUCGAAGACGUUUCACCAGAGUAAAUCAAUUUUAUCGGGUUUCGCUGGUUCUUCUUCCUCUCAGGUUUCUUCUCUGCUGUCUCCAGGUCUUCCGUUUCAAGUUCACCUCUCUCAACCUUCAUGGCCGAACUGCCACAGAUGGGGAAUAUCUUUCCUCCAACCACAAUUCUAACUCCCUUGCCAGCAUUAGUGAGAUUAUUCCUCUGCUCUCACUAGAUGAUGAUGAACGAGGAGAGGAAGAGUCUCGUAGAGUGGUCAUAAGAUCUUACUGGAAUUACCAAAUAAGGUGCAAAAACAUCCAUGGACCAUAACUGCAAUUGUACCUUAGUUAUUGGUUAAGACAGAUGGGGACGGGAGGGAAGCUUGGGAACACGCAAAGUAUUUCAAGAAGGGUUCAAUCAAAAACCAAGGAUUUUGAUGAUUCUGAUGAGGAUUACACGGUGGGAGAUGAUGAAGAAUGCAAUGCAACAGAUGAAUACUGUUCUUCUUUUGCUGGAGAUGAAUCAGAAGAAAUUUUAGGUGAAUUAGAAGAAGAUGAAGAGGAAGUGAAGAUGAGGGAGGUUGCUAGGUCAAAGAGGCAAAAGAGUAAUUCUGGAACGAAGGGAAUUGGUUUUGAAAAACCGCAGAAGAAAAAAAGGGUUUCAUAUAAUGAAUACGAUGAUGAGGAUUAUGAUGGUGAGGAUUAUGACGAUGAUGAGGAAUUUAUGCCGGAUGAGAUUGAUUAUGUAGAUGAUGAAGAUGAAUUGGUGGCUAAGAAAAAGAAGAAUAGGAAUGUAGGCAGGCCCUUUUUGAGGGAAAAGAGUUUUGUCAAAGGGCGGAAGAGGAAGAGGAAUUCUAAGGUUAUGAAAAAAGUCAAAAAACCUAUGAGAAAGAAACUAAAGAGGAAGCAUGGGUUUGGGAGGAAAUCAACUGCUAGUAUUGAUUUGAAACUCACAGACAACAACAUUGAUGUGAAAGGAAGGAGUAAGAAAAGUUUCGGGCAGAGAAAAAGGAGAUUGAAAGCAAAUUCUGAUCCGGAUUUUAGGAGUUCUGGAUCAUCUGAUUUCGAGUACACCAUCUCUGAGGAAGAGAGAGAACAGGUGAGAGAGGCCAGUGAAUUUUGCAGAAGUUUAACUACCAGUUUGAAGAAUUCAUAUUCAUCAAAUAUAUCACAGGGACCCCUAAGUCAGCAACGUCCAGGAAGAAAGGGUAAGGAGAAGGUAAAGGACUUGAAGGAUGAAGUAGGAAAGCAAAUAUGUGGGAUUUGUUUGUCAGAAGAAGGGAAGAAGACUAUCCAAGGAACAAUAAAUUGCUGCACUCAUUUCUUUUGUUUUGCCUGUAUCAUGGAGUGGUCAAAGGUGGAAUCUCGUUGCCCUUUGUGCAAACAAAGAUUUGUGACAAUUAGUAAGCCUGCAAGAUCAAAUAAAGGAUUUGAUUUGAGGACCGUGGUAACACAGGUCCCUGAACGUGAUCAGGUCUAUCAACCAUCUGAGGAAGAACUUAGAGGUUUUCUUGACCCGUAUGAAAGUGUUAUGUGUACUGAAUGCCAGCAAGGUGGGGAUGAUGCUCUGAUGUUACUUUGUGAUCUCUGUGAUUCGCCUGCGCAUACAUAUUGUGUUGGUCUUGGACGUGAAGUACCUGAAGGUAAUUGGUAUUGCGAAGGCUGUAGAUUAACUGCUCUUGGUUUCUCAACUCCACAAGCUCCAAAUCCUACAACUGAUCAAAGAAGAAGUAACUUGUCUGUUGGCACAUCUCCUUUUGACAAUGUUGGGGAAAGUUUAGACCCCACUUCCAUGUAUGUUCCUGAUACGCCAUUGACUCAAGGAACUGGGCUUUUUUCAUCUCCUAGAGAUCGUGAUGGAGAUCUUGGAUCUGCUUCUUCUGUAUCUGGAGCAGGGGCAUUUACUGUAUCGGAAAGACGCAGGAUUCAGAGUCAUAUACACCAUCUACUUAAUAAUAGAAUGAACCGAUUGGAUAGUAGAACCAAUGGGAUAUCAGCUAGACCUUUGGGAAACAAUUUUUCUGGCUCUGAGAUUGAUCAAGGUAGGGAAGUGGCAUAUCAAGAUUCAGUAACAUCAGAAAGGGUAGCAACCUCUCACAAUUUUUUCGAGGGAAGGUUACAGGAUAAUCCCACAUAUUUAGCACAGAAUAGGGAUCAUUCCUGUACAAGAUUUAGCAAUUCCAGGGCUACAUGUACUGAUGGUUCUGUCAAGGGGCGAUCUGAACUUGGGAUCAAUGUGGGGAUAAAUUUAAGAUCGGAUAAUGAGCAGCUCCUUCCACACCAUAGCAGAUCAAGCAUUGGGUCUGACGCAAGUGUAUCCAUGACCCACUUCAUUGUGGAGAAAGAACAAGUGCAAUCAAUGGUUAAAAGUCAUUUGAAAAGCUUGUCCAGAGAUACGGAGUUAGGCUACAGUACCUUCAAGGACAUAGCACGGAGCUCUACACACACAAUUUUAGCUGCAUGUGGACUGGACCAUCGUGGUAGUGAGGUUUACCCUGUGCAGCCACCGCCAAUCUGUAAUCAUGUUGAACAAACGACAGUUGGGCAGAUGAGUCCGACGAAAGGUCACUGCUCAAGUUGUUUUGAUUCAUUUGCGAGGGAUGUAGUGCGCGUGAUCAUGAAUUCGAGACUGCCUCCAUGCUCUAGGGACUAGGAACCAAUGCCGGUGAGUAACCUGUUCAGCAAAACUGUUUUGUAUGCCUCCUUUUUCGAUAGGAUUUUAGACAAAAUUCUCUAGUCAGAUUGUUUAUAAAGAUGAUGUUUACAGUUUUUUAGUCAUUGUUUAGACUGGCUGUGCACAAAUUGUAAUAUUUCCACUAAUAAUCUGCUAAUUUAUUCAUACAAAUAAAUCACUUGGGUAGAACUGUUAGUUUAUUGUUACCUGAUCAGUUUGGUGAUCAGUGCUUUAGACAGGCUGUGUACAAGUUAAACUUUUAUUUUACUAUUAACUUUCUGUUUGAUUGCUUC